AUAAAAGGAAACUUUGCAAAGGAUCCCUACAAUCAACUGCAAAUCUUCCUAUCUUGUGCUGUCCUAGGCAAAGAUCACAAAGCAAAAAUGUCUGGAGUUAAAGGAGGACAUCAGAAAGCCCAAUGCAAGGACCCGUGCCAGAAGCAGACAAUCUGCCAGGAUCCAUGCCAGAAGCAGACCAUCUGCCAGGAUCCAUGCCAGAAGCAGACUAUCUACCAGGAUCCAUGCCAGAAGCAGACCAUCUGCCAGGAUCCAUGCCAGAAGCAGACUAUCUACCAGGAUCCAUGCCAGAAGCAGACUAUCUACCAGGAUCCAUGCCAGAAGCAGACCAUCUGCCAGGAUCCAUGCCAGAAGCAGACUAUCUACCAGGAUCCAUGCCAGAAGCAGACCAUCUGCCAAGACUCAUGCCAAGAUCCCUGCAAGCCUAUACAGCAGUGCCAAGGAUACCAAAAAGAUCCUUGCAACCCCUGUGUUCCUGAUCCUUGCCAGUCUCAAGGAAAAUAUUACUGAAAGGACAAAUCUGAAGCCAUGGAAGAAGCAAUUUUGCCUUUGAUGCUAAUAAGAACUUAAAUGCCUUAAAUUAUAAAUGUAACUGAAA
This is a messenger RNA of Bufo gargarizans (Asiatic toad), 598 nucleotides long. Its product is annotated as proline-rich protein 9-like. The transcript is spliced from 3 exons. Lineage: Eukaryota; Metazoa; Chordata; Amphibia; Anura; Bufonidae. The coding region runs from base 88 to 510 and encodes 140 amino acids. The record is from RefSeq and is a predicted model, not a curated record.